Juglans regia (Persian walnut) is the source of this 1361-nucleotide messenger RNA. RefSeq names its product truncated transcription factor CAULIFLOWER A-like. Gene Ontology annotation, biological process: positive regulation of transcription by RNA polymerase II. The coding region runs from base 289 to 927 and encodes 212 amino acids. Gene Ontology annotation, molecular function: DNA-binding transcription factor activity, RNA polymerase II-specific; protein dimerization activity; RNA polymerase II cis-regulatory region sequence-specific DNA binding. Lineage: Eukaryota; Viridiplantae; Streptophyta; Magnoliopsida; Fagales; Juglandaceae. The record is from RefSeq and is a predicted model, not a curated record. The transcript has 7 exons.
ACCCUGCGCUCGAUUGUAUGGAAAGGGAACUUCAAAUCGAAGAGCGCCACUUGUCAAUCAGGAGCGCCUCUUGGAAUCACUGGGUUCACCAUCGGUAGGAGUACUGGAUUCGAUAACCUGAAGAUCUUUAAUUCCCUCCACUAAAAGCACUCUCUGUAAGUUGUAACCGGCUCUUUGUUUCCCGAAUCGAUAGCCGAAAAGACCCCGUUGAUUGAUCUCGAUUCGAUUGUCGUCGGGAAGGAUCCUGCUAAGGUUAGGGUUUGGAGGUUAGACACCAGAAGAGAGGAAAUGGGAAGGGGAAAAGUGCAGAUGAAACGAAUCGAGGACAAGACGAGCCGGCAAGUGACGUUCUCGAAGCGGAAGGGUGGGCUGAUGAAGAAGGCUCGCGAACUCGCCGUGCUCUGCGACGUGGAGGUCGCGCUGAUGAUAUUCUCCGACCGAGGGAGGCUCUACGAGUUCUCUAGUGCUGAGAGUAUUGGAAAAAUCCUGGAGCGGUAUAGGAUACAUGUAGAAGAAGAAAUUGCUGUCCGCCAGAGUGCUGAGAAAGGAAAGAGGUAUGAUGCUGGCUUCCCAGCUCAACUGAUGGACACUGGCCCGCAACAAAUGAUACAAAGGUACCUUGAAGAGCAAAACAUCGAAGAGAAGAACAUGAUAGAACUUACACAGCUCGAGAAAGAACUGGAUAUGAUAUUGAGGCAAACAAGAUUCAAAAAGACACAGCUAAUGAUGGAAGGCUUAAAAGCGCUCCAGGAAGAGCAACAGAAUCUGAGAAGAGAGAAGACUCAAGUGGAGGAGGAGAUGGCAGCAAUGAGGAGUGAUCAGAACGCCAACGAUCACCACCAAAGCCAUGCUCUGGAACAGGAGUCCAACCCCCAUGCCAAUGACUACACCCCUCAACUCCAGGAGGCCAUGCUCCAUCUGUUUUAACCUAACAAAACAACACCCUGCCCUGCUGCUGGUGGACGCAAAGCAUAAAAAGAAAAGUGUCGCUGCUUUGUACAACUAAAAUGUUUUCUUGGGACUGUCCAGUCCUGCCUAGUUCUAUGUAUCUGCAUAGCCUCGUCGAUCGAUGCACCUUAACAACUCGUACUCCCGGAUUAUUAUAUACAAUAUCAGAAGUGCUUUUUAUUGUAUAAUUAUUAUAGAGAACUGCGUGUUCACUUUGGCGGACCCUUAGAUGUGUAUGUCUCCACUCUCCUGAAAAGUGUUGGCAUAUCCACCGAUCUGCUCCUAUCUUUGGGUUCUUAUUGGACCGCUGUCCUUCUCUUAGCAUGUAAUAUCAUAUGUAACAGUCCAUGUAGAAUAAUAUUAAUACAAUUUGUAAUAUUAAUACAAUUUGUAAUAUUAUAUAACUUAACUAU